AUGGAUAAAUACAAGUAUAGAAUAGAGAUUCAACAGAUGAUGUUCGUUUCUGGUGAAAACAGCGAUCCACCUGUUGAAACGACGUGCAUCAUCGAAGACAUCGUCCGCGGUCAAGUUAUCGAGAUUCUAUUGCAAUCAACCAAGACUGCACAUGCUAGAGGCAGUAAAAGCAUUAUGCCAGAAGAUGUGAUCUUUUUGAUCCGUCAUGAUAGAGCCAAAGUCAACAGACUGCGAACGUAUUUGUCGUGGAAAGAUCUGCGUAAAAAUGCCAAGGACCAAGACGCCAAUGCUGCUGCAGGCGGUAACGCUGGUGGCGGUGCAGAUGGCGGAGAGGCUGCUUUGGAGGACGACGACAAAAAGGGCGACAAAGAUGGUGGAAACAUGAUGAGGGUCAAAAAAUCGCAGAUCAAACUCCCGUGGGAAUUGCAAUUCAUGUUCAACGAGCAACCGCUAGAGAUGAAUGAAGACGCCGAUGACCUGGAUGAAGACGAACGUGAGGCCAACGUGGCUACUCUGAAACGACUCAAGAUGGCCGAUGAUCGUACUAGAGACAUGACAAAAGAAGAGUACGUGCAUUGGUCAGAUUGCCGUCAAGCAAGUUUUACAUUUCGGAAAGGUAAACGUUUCAAAGAUUGGUCUGGUAUCACCCAGCUCACCGACAGCAAACCUCACGACGAUGUCAUUGAUAUUUUAGGGUUUCUUACAUUCGAAAUUGUGUGCUCUUUAACAGAAACUGCUCUAAAAUUCAAAAAACGGGACGAACUACUGCAACGAAAGCGCGACAAAUCUCAAAAAGCACAGCUUGAUGUGGUUUUAGAGAUCACGCGAGAAAGAAAGAAACGCUUAUUCGAUGGUCCCGACAACGUUGUCAAUCCUUUGAAACCAAAACAUGUGGAAGAAGCAUGGCGAGCGUUGCAAGCUAUUGAUAUGAAGCAUCGCGCAUUAACGAACUUUAAAGGCGGUAGGCUCAGCUCCAGGCCCGCCAUUAUGUGA
This is a messenger RNA of Lachancea sp. 'fantastica', 993 nucleotides long. The record is from the annotation of a GenBank genome assembly. NCBI's taxonomy places the organism in Eukaryota, Fungi, Ascomycota, Saccharomycetes, Saccharomycetales, Saccharomycetaceae.